AGAUAUAAAUACAUUAUAUCUCUAGCUAUUAAAGUAUAGGAUUAUUGAUUGAUUCUCGAGAUUUCAAAUAAUUUUUGGUUAGUGGUUACUAAAUAAUAAUUUUUUAAACUCAUUUUAAAAAGCAUGAAUAAAAGAAAAUACCCUUAUGAUGUUCAUAUGUGUCCACAAUUAAAAAUUCAUGUUGGUGAUAAACAAAUUGCUAAUGGUGUAAUGGGAUCAGAAAAAAUGUCUGUAAUUUAUGAAAAAACUAAACAAAUUUUAUACAGUAAUGCAAAAACUAUAUAUGUUACAAAUCAGGAUACUAUAAAUCACAACAAAUUGCCUUGUGAUUUAAAGCCUUCCAAGCAACUUCAAUUAACUUUUGAUGGCAAGCUUAUUAAAUCUGAAAUUUUAAUUAAGGAUUCAAUAAAUGAAAAUGAAAAUCAGCAAAAGUGUUCAUUUUGUUCAAAGACAAACAGCUUAGAUACAUGUGGAAAAUGUUAUGAUGUUUAUUGUAAUAUGUGUACAUUUUCAUUAUGCAGUGAUGAGGUGAAUAAAAUUUGUUUGACUUGUUACAGAUAAUCAAAAACAUUUUAUUAAUAUAAUUUUUUAAAUGUGUUCAAGAGUUUUUCUAUGAAAUUUUAUGUAAUAAUUAUCUGAUGAACAUUAAAUUUUGGUUUUAAUGUA
Molecule: messenger RNA, 666 nt
Organism: Daktulosphaira vitifoliae (grape phylloxera)
Lineage: Eukaryota; Metazoa; Arthropoda; Insecta; Hemiptera; Phylloxeridae
Product: apoptosis regulatory protein Siva-like
Exons: 4
Coding region: 124-561 (145 amino acids)
Biological process (GO): extrinsic apoptotic signaling pathway
Molecular function (GO): CD27 receptor binding
Source: RefSeq, a predicted model, not a curated record